Molecule: messenger RNA, 1399 nt
Organism: Camellia sinensis
Lineage: Eukaryota; Viridiplantae; Streptophyta; Magnoliopsida; Ericales; Theaceae
Product: putative arabinose 5-phosphate isomerase
Biological process (GO): carbohydrate metabolic process; carbohydrate derivative metabolic process
Molecular function (GO): isomerase activity; carbohydrate derivative binding
Source: RefSeq, a predicted model, not a curated record
GUCCCCGCCCGCGCUGUAUAACAGAAUCAAACCGUUCAAAACCUGACGUCUCUCUCUCUCUCUCUCUCUCUCUGUAGAAAACAACAGAUAACAGAACACAGAAGAGAGAGAAAGAAUCAAUCAAUCAAUUUUCAAUGGGGUCUCUCUCUCCUCCUCCUCAAUCUUCAGACCUCUCUCUAUCCUCCAAACAAACCCUAAUCGUCCCAAACGACCUUCUCAACCUCUUCAAAUCCCAGCAGAAGUACCUUAAUUUCUUCUUCCAACAUCUCGAUCUCUCCCAAACCCUAGCCUUCACUCAAACCCUCUUGAAUUCCCAUGGCACCAUCUUCUUCUCCGGCGUCGGAAAAUCUGGUUUCGUAGCUCGCAAGAUCUCCCAAACCCUAGUGUCCCUCGGAAUCCGAUCUGGGUUUCUCUCCCCUGUCGAUGCCCUUCAUGGCGACAUCGGCAUUCUCUCCGACUCCGAUGUUCUCGUGAUGUUCAGCAAGAGCGGAAACACCGACGAGCUCUUGCGGCUCGUGCCGUGUGCCAAGGCCAAAGGUGCGUACUUGAUCUCUGUGACUUCCACGGAGUCGAAUUGCUUGAUGGAUUUGUGCGAUUUGAAUGUGUAUUUGCCUCUGGAGAGGGAAUUGUGCCCGUUCGAUCUUGCGCCGGUGACAUCAACUGCCAUUCAGAUGGUUUUUGGGGACACUGUGGCAAUUGCCCUGAUGGGUGCAAGGAAUUUGUCUAAGGAUGAGUAUGCCGCGAAUCACCCAGCUGGGCGGAUCGGGAAGAGCUUGAUUUUCAAGGUGAAGGAUGUUAUGAAAAAGCAAGAGGAACUUCCAGUCUGCAGGGAAGGAGAUUUGAUAAUGGAUCAGCUAGUAGAGCUAACCAGUAAAGGAUGCGGGUGCCUCCUUGUUAUUGAUGAUAAGUACCACCUUAUAGGAACAUUUACUGACGGUGAUCUGCGGCGCACCCUGAAAGCUAGUGGGGAGGGCAUCUUUAAACUCACAGUGGGAGAAAUGUGCAACAGGAACCCAAGGACACUUGGUCCCGGUGCAAUGGCAGUUGAAGCAAUGCAGAAGAUGGAAUCUCCUCCAUCCCCUGUUCAGUUCUUGCCUGUCAUCGAUAGUCAGAACAUCUUGAUUGGUAUUGUUACACUGCAUGGAUUGGUCUCAGCUGGCUUGUGAUUCCAUCCUCCAUUUUAUACAAUGGUUGAUUAUUUGUAAUUUUUUCAUAGAUCCUCCUACAAGGUGGUGUAUUUAUUCUUUAGAUUAUUAAUUCGGUACUCGUGAAGAAUGUCAAGAACUUAUUAUUUUCUUUGUUGAUGUAAUGAGUUUCUUGAGCCUCCUAUCUUAGAAUUUUGUGUUGAAAACACUAUUACUUCAAGAUUUGCUAAUCAAAUAGAUAAACACAAAAUUAU